Messenger RNA from Gongylonema pulchrum, 1368 nucleotides. Lineage: Eukaryota; Metazoa; Nematoda; Chromadorea; Rhabditida; Gongylonematidae. The record is from the annotation of a GenBank genome assembly.
AUUCUUGUGUUCCAGGAGAAUAUGCAUCUAUAUCUCAGUGAAAUGUUAAUAGCUGCAUUUGAACAAAUGCAAUGGCGUUCCCUGUUUGAAUCGCAGCAGAGCCAUCCACCAUCACCACCCAAAAGUAGCGGCUCCUGUCCAGAACUGGCUGCAUCUGCCGAGCAAAAUUCUUCGCAACCUUUAGAAACAUCCCCCGAAGUACACCAGAUCGGGUCAUCAGUUUUUUACACGGCUGCUGAUAAUUUACAGGAGGAGCACCCCGAAGAAAUGCCUGUAGUGAAAAAUUUGGAUGACAGUAGUGAUAAUGAGUACGCAAAUUCUGCCGAAAUUGUUGCGUCAUCGCUUCUACGACAUUUUGCCUCACUGAGGAAACCACGUUCGGCCAGCGAUAUCCAAUGGCUUGUUUCCUAUGCACAAGCACCUCAAAUGAGCGGCUCCUGUCCAGAACUGGCUGCAUCUCCCGAGCAAAAUUCUUCGCAACCUUUAGAAACAGCCCCGGAACGCCAGGUCGGAUCAUCAGUUUUUUACACGGCUGCUGAUAAUUUACAGGAGGAGCACCCUGAAGAAAUUAGUGAUAAUGAGUACGCAAAUUCUGCCGAGAUUGUUGCGUCAUCGCUUCUACGACAUUUUGCCGCACUGAGGAAGCCACGUUCAGCCAGCGAUAUCCAGUGGCUUGUUUCUUAUGCGCAAGCACCUCAAAUGCUUCUACCAAUGCCGGAUGACAUAGCGGUAUAUUUUGAUGAGUUAGAUCGCAACGGUCGACCUAUAUUCUUCCGUGGUUCGGACGAUUGGGCACCUCCGCGAAAGCAGUGGAUUUUCCAGCUUCAUCCACGUUGCAAGAGUGUUCCAAAGUUACUGGAGCAGCAGCAGUAUCGUUGUGCUGGUUGUGGAAUCAAAGUUGGCAAAAUAUACACACGGCGUAUGCGUUAUUGCGAUUACUACGGCAAAAUGUUUUGCCAGCGAUGGAAUAUCCGCUUAUAUGGAAUAUUCUCUACAGUACCAAAUUAUAUGCUAACAGAUGCUGAUGUCUAUUCGAUGGCCGAUUUAGAGGAUGUCCAGAAAGGAGAGCUUUUUAAAAUCAUUGCACCAAUUGUCAAAUAUGGACGAUAUCACGUUGAAAGUUGCGAGCACUGUAGUGCGCAGGCAUUUGUAUGCGAAUUGUGUGACGAACGAGACGAUCUGUUAUUUCCAUUUCAAUUAGAGCGUGUGGAACGAUGUGAUGAGUGCGGUUCUUUGAGCCAUCGAAAAUGUGCGGCAAAGCGACGCAAUAACGGAAAACCGUGCCCAAAAUGCAUGCGAAUUCAGCAAAAUUUGUUAGUUUUAAUUUUUCUUUUUUGGCAGUUAACCAAAAAUUCUGUUGGGACUUGA